Monomorium pharaonis (pharaoh ant) is the source of this 7789-nucleotide messenger RNA. RefSeq names its product fatty acid synthase. Gene Ontology annotation, biological process: fatty acid biosynthetic process. Bases 308 to 7510 code for a protein of 2400 amino acids. The record is from RefSeq and is a predicted model, not a curated record. The transcript has 19 exons. Lineage: Eukaryota; Metazoa; Arthropoda; Insecta; Hymenoptera; Formicidae. Gene Ontology annotation, molecular function: fatty acid synthase activity; oxidoreductase activity; 3-oxoacyl-[acyl-carrier-protein] synthase activity.
AGUAAUGUAAAUGAUUGUAUGUUCGAGAAAGUUCAAAGUAGUAAUGAAAUUCUAGGAGGUAGGGAUGUUCUUCGUUAUAAGAACUCGCCGCUUUCUGCUGUCUUGUCUUUCAGUCGCGAUUUGUUGUUCACAGAAUCGGUUACUGAACUUAAGUUAAUAAACCUGAUUAAAAUUCGUAUACACAGUGCAAGGAUUAAUAAAGGAAUUAAUUAUAUUUUUUUAAUUAAUAAAAUAGUAGUUCGAUAAUUAAAUUCAGCAGCAUUGUUUUUGUUCUUCAAAUUGACGAAAUCGGUGAAUCUUCAGAACGAUGCCUGUGAGGACUCAUAAGAGUUAUGAAACUCCUGUACCUGGUGAAGAAAUCGUUAUCUCUGGUAUUGCCGGUAGAUUUCCAGAUUCUAACAAUGUAGAAGAGCUCAAAAACAAUUUAUUAAAUAAAGUAGAUCUGGUCUCGGGCGAUGAUCGUCGAUGGAAUUUAGAUCAUCCGGAGAUUCCGCAGCGUACAGGAAAGAUUAACAAUAUUGGUAAAUUCGAUGCACUGUUCUUUGGAGUACAUUUCAAACAGGCCCACACGAUGGAUCCGAUGUGCAGAGGAUUACUGGAGCACGCUUAUGAGGCCGUUAUUGACGCGGGAAUUAAUCCUAAGCAAUUGCGUGGAUCACGAAUCGGCGUUUUCGUGGGCGCAUGUUUCUCAGAAUCUGAAAAAACUUGGUUUUACGAAAAAUUGCAGAUAAAUGGCUUUGGAAUUACCGGAUGUAGUAGAGCCAUGUUGGCGAAUAGGAUUUCCUACUGGCUAGGAGUGACUGGACCAUCGUACACUUUAGAUUCUGCCUGCAGCUCUAGCUUAAUAGCACUGGAGCACGCUUAUCGAUGCUUGCAAGAGGGUCAAUGCGAGGCUGCUAUUGUUGGCGGAUCAAAUCUGUGUCUUCAUCCCUUCGUGUCGUUACAAUUUUCUCGUCUUGGGGUUUUGUCAUCUGACGGCCGUUGUAAAGCAUUUGACGCCAACGCGGAUGGCUAUGCUCGCAGUGAGGCAAUUUGCGUUAUAUAUCUACAGAAAGCGAAAAACGCGAAACGAAUCUAUGCUACAGUGGUCCACGGUAAAACAAAUUGCGAUGGUUACAAGGCGCAGGGCAUUGCGUUUCCAUCGACCACGAUGCAGGGCAAGUUGAUGGAAGACUGCUACAAAGAAGUUGGUCUGUCGCUGAAUGAUCUGUACUAUCUGGAAUGUCACGGUACUGGCACCAAAAUUGGCGAUUCUGAAGAGCUCAACGCGAUCGAAAAAAUUUUCUGCAAAAAUGGAAGACCUACCCCUUUGCUGAUCGGUUCUGUUAAGUCAAAUAUGGGUCAUGCCGAGCCCGCUAGCGGUCUAUGUCAAAUUGCUAAGGUACUAAUAUCAAUGGAAACGGGAAUAAUUCCACCUAAUUUGCAUUAUUCUCGGCCACGAGAAGGAUUUAAAGCUCUUACAGAUGGUAGGCUCAAAGUUGUCACCGAGCUGACACCUUGGAAUGGUGGUCUCAUGGGCAUUAAUUCCUUUGGUUUCGGAGGUGCCAAUUGUCAUAUCAUAUUGAAAUCUAAUUCGAAAAAGAAAAUAAAUAAUGGAGCACCAAAUGACGAUUUACCGAGACUCGUAGCAGUAUCUGGACGUACAGAGGAUUCUGUUAACGUGUUCUUAGAUGAUAUUAAAAAGCAUCCGAUAGACGUUGAAUAUAUCCGUCUGCUGCAUGAUAUUCACUCUGAUGAUAUUCAAGGACAUUUGUAUCGAGGAUACAUAAUAGUCGGUUCGAAAACAGCGGAGCAGUGCCCGAGGGAAAUAGAAAAUUAUUUAGGAACUGUGAGACCGAUAUGGUUUGUGUUUUCCGGUAUGGGAUCACAGUGGCCUGGCAUGGGUAUCGAAUUGAUGAGGUUCCCUAUUUUUGCCGAAGCUAUUAAAAAAUGCGAUGCUCUCUUACGACCACGCGGUGUAGACAUUAUUAAUAUAUUGACAAACAAAGAUAAAACUAUUUUCGACAAUAUUUUGCAUUCGUUUGUGGGUAUCGCGGCAGUACAGAUUGGUUUGGUAGAUCUCCUCACAUCUAUAGGCAUCGUACCCGAUAACAUCAUUGGUCAUUCUGUUGGAGAGCUUGGUUGCGCUUACGCAGACGGAUGCUUCACUGCCGAACAAAUGAUUUUGUCAGCGUAUUCAAGAGGUUUAGCAUCCAUUGAAACUGAGCUUCCUUAUGGUUCGAUGGCGGCUGUCGGUCUUGGCUACGAGGAUAUCAAAAAUAUGUGCCCACCCGACAUCGAAGUGGCUUGCCAUAAUGCUUCUGACAGCAGCACUAUUAGUGGACCCGCUGAGUCUAUGAAGGAAUUUGUCGCGCAAUUACAGGCUAAACAAAUCUUCGCAAGGGAAGUAGCAUGUAGCAACAUACCCUAUCACAGUCGCUACAUCGCACCCGCUGGACCGAAACUUUUAGCUUACCUAACCGAGGUAAUUCCUGAACCGAAGCCGCGUAGCCAGAAGUGGGUGAGCACAUCUGUACCACGCAACCAAUGGUCCACCGCGUCCGCUAAGUUAUCAUCCGCUGAAUAUCAUACCAACAAUCUUUUGAGUCCCGUGUUAUUCGAGGAAACGGCGCGUAUGAUCCCGAAGGAUGCGGUAACCAUCGAGAUUGCUCCUCACGGUCUACUACAGGCCAUCCUCAGACGAUCCCUCGGCUCGGGCGUUACUAAUAUCGCGCUUACUCAGCGCGGUCACAAAGAUAAUGUUGAUGUUGUUUUACAAGCGAUAGGCAAACUCUACAAUACAGGAUAUCAACCAAAUCUUGCAAAUCUUUAUCCGCCCGUCGAAUAUCCAGUUAGCCGUGGUACCCCAAUGAUCUCACCUUCUGUUAGAUGGGAACAUUCUGACGACUGGUACGUAACGGCAUAUAAGUCGCAAAAGAAGAUCGCUUCCGGAGAGAAAAACAUUACUUUGUCAACAGAUGACGAAAAUUUUGAGUAUAUGAGAGAUUAUGUUAUUGAUGGAAAGAAUUUAGUACCUGCUAUGGGAUAUCUUGCUAUGGUUUGGGAAAUUAUGGGUACAUUGCAUUCGGAAGUAUAUUCAGAAUUAUCAGUUGUCUUCGAAGAUGUUAUAUUCAAGCGGGCUAUCCAUAUACCAAAAGAAAGCGAUGUUCAAUUAACACUGAUGGUUCAAAGAGGCACUGGAAGAUUUGAAGUGACGGAAGGGGAUACAACAGUCGCGACUGGAUUCGUUCGAGUUGUAAAGAACCCUGCGCAAGAAAAAAUACCUGUUAAGAUGUUGCCAGAAGAUGAUGAGGAAGAAAUAAUGAAUACGGAGGAUAUUUAUAAAGAGCUAAGAUUACGAGGUUAUGAAUAUUCUGGAGCUUUCCGUUCUUUAAAAAGCGCAUCCCUGUCAAGAAAGAAGGGACACAUUUCUUGGAUGUGUAAUUGGGUAACAUUCAUUGAUAACAUGCUACAGAUGAUGAUUCUUGGAUUAGAUACGAAAGAUUUAUACAUACCUACAAAAAUACGGAAGAUGGUAAUUGAUAGCAAGCUUCAUCAACAGGAAAUCCAAAAUAUGGAUUCAGAAAACAAACAACUUCCUGUACAUGUCUACAAAGAUUUGGAUACUAUAAUAUCAGGUGGGAUCGAAAUCCGUGGUUUUAGAGGUACAAUCAUACCUCGCGAAUUGUCAAUCAACGACUCAGUUCUCGAAGAAUAUAAAUUCAUAGCUUAUCGCGAUAAAGCACAUGUAUCACUGAAGGAGGCAAUCAGAUUGUCCACGCAAAUCGCGAUCGAAUGUCAUCAAGCUACUCACGUGAAGACCAUUGAGUUGAUCGAUGAUUCCGAUAAUGUGACGACUGAUAAAUUAGCGUCACCCAUGCUCACUGAGAUUUUAAAUGACUUACCUUUGAUUCAGCCGAAAGUGCAACUAUCAGCACCAUCUAAUCGUUUUGAUGACUUUUUACUCACGAAUGUGACCUCCGUAAACAUUAAUGAAGUGUCCAAAGAAGACAAUGUUCUGCUUGCUGUCGGUAUCGAAUUACUGUCAAAGAAUAAGACACAUCAAUUAGAGCAAAUUCUGUCGAAACUGAGAAACGGUGGUUUUGUAUUGACACGGGAAAGAUCAUUCAAACUUGAGAAUCUUUCAACACUUUCGAAGAACGGUUUAGACGUCAUUUUAGAGAAAAGCACUGGCGAAGAGAUUAUCGUACUUUUAAAGAAGAAGGAACAACUCGUUAAGAGAACGGAAGUCAUCCAUGUUAAUAAUAAUGAGUUCACCUGGCUUAAGAAAUUGAAUUCGUUCAUGAAUGAAAAAAAUGAAAUCACCGACAUGAGGAUAAUACUCGUUAGCGAGGGAGAAUUAGAAAGUGGUUUGCUAGGCUUCGUGAACUGCUUAAGAAAGGAAGUAGGCGGAGAAAUGAUCAGAUGCGUAUUGAUACAAGAUACCGAAGCUCCCAAAUUUUCCUUACGGGAUCCGUUAUACUUGGAACAGCUUCAGUUAAAUUUGCCGAUCAACGUAUUAAAACCGCAAAAAAUAUGGGGUUCAUAUAGGUAUCAACCAUUGUCGAGUUUUCAGCCAAAACCUGUCCGUCAUGCGUAUGUUGAUGAAAUGAUACCUGGCGAUUUAAGUUCACUUCGUUGGAUCGAAGGCCCUAUACGUCCUGAUGCUAAGCAAAAGGAUUUGGUCCAUGUAGCUUACUCGUCUCUCAACUUGAAAGACAUUAUGUUUGCAACUAGAGAACUCGUUUUGGAUACUAACUCAUUGAAUAAUCGAUUUGACAAGUGCUUAUUCGGCUUUGAAUACGCUGGUGUCGAUACCGCUGGUCAUCGAGUUAUGGGAUUUGGCUGUCGAAGAGGUAUAUCGAAUAUCAUCGAACCAGAUAGAGAUUUUUGUUGGAACGUGCCUGACAAUUGGUCUUUGGAAGACGCGGCCACUGUGCCAAGUGUGUACGCAUUAUGCUAUAAUGGGCUGUAUCAGCGUGCUGAGAUGAAGAAGGGCGAUAAAUUGCUCAUUCAUUGCGGCACUGGUGGUAUCGGUCAAGCAGCAAUACAUCUUGCUCUUCACGAAGGCUGCGAAGUAUUCACCACCGCGGGAACGCCUGAAAAACGCAAAUUAAUCCGCGAGAUGUUCCCAUCGAUUCCGGAUGAUCAUAUCGGUAACUCGCGUGACCUCACCUUCGAACGGUUGGUACUUCAGCAAACAAAAGGCAAGGGAGUAGAUAUUGUUUUAAACUUAUUGGGCGAUGAGCAGUUCCAGGCGUCGAUUCGCUGUUUAGGGCAGGGUGGUCGUUUCUUAGAGAUGGGCAAAUUUGAUAUUACUUCAGACAAUUCCUUGGGAAUGAUGAUCUUCUUGAAAGAAGUCAGUGUCCACGGAGUUAUGAUAAACAAUUUAUUUGCUAUGACAGAGGAAUAUAAGAAAGAUUUGCAUGAUAUAGUAAAUAAGGGCCUGAAAAACGGAGCUGUUAAACCGCUUGUUAGAAAAGUCUUUGAAAAAGAAGAAUUGGAAACAGCUUUCAGAUAUAUGACGACCGGAGAGCACGUAGGCAAGGUACUUUUGAAAAUUUGCGAUGAGAAGAAGAUCCUGGAAAAGAAACCUAUUCUCGCCGAUCCUCGAUAUUACUGUGACAGUGGUAAAACCUAUCUCAUCCUGGGUGGACUGGGUGGUUUCGGAUUGGAAUUAGCCGAUUGGCUGGUACUUCGAGGUGCCAAAAACUUGGUGUUAACAUCAAGAACGGGAAUAAAGAACGGUUAUCAACGUAUGAAGGUCGAAUUAUGGAAAUCUUAUGGCGUGAAUGUGCUUAUUAUCACGGGAGCCGACGCUUCGAGUCGCAAGGAUUGUGAAUUCAUACUGAACUCCGCGGAGAAACAGGGCCCGGUGGAUGCCGUCUUCAAUCUUGCUAUGGUGUUGAAGGACGGUGUCUGCAAGAACCAAACGCCGGAAUCAUUCGAGGAGUCUUUCAGGGCGAAAGCUCGGGCCACGAAGAUGCUGGAUGAGCUAUCCAGAAAGUUGUGUCCGCAACUUCGGCAAUUCGUAGUUUUCUCCUCAAUUUCUUCCGGGAAAGGGAAUGCCGGACAGACAAAUUACGGUAUGGCUAAUUCCGUGAUGGAAAGAAUUUGUGAGCGCAGAGUAGCGGACGGUUUGCCGGGACUGGCUAUUCAAUGGGGCGCGAUAAGCGAAGUUGGUCUUAUCGCCGACAACAGGGAACGAGCCAUUGACGGUAUAUUGCAGCAAAAGGUAUCUUCCUGCCUUGAGAAGCUCGAAAUCUUUUUGCUGCAGGAUCGCCCAGUGGUAUCUAGUAUGGUGGUAGCAAAGAAACAUGUAGGUACUGGAGCUAUCAACAUUGUGGACAUCGUAGCGAAUAUAAUAGGUGUGAAAGAUUUGAACACUGUGGCUCAGGACAUACCGUUGACCGAGCUUGGCAUGGAUUCAACGAUGGCUGUAAAGAUCAAACAAGCACUGGAACGUGAAUGCGAUAUCUUCUUCACUGCACAAGACAUGGCCAAUCUGAACUUCGCCAAACUGAUGGAGAUGCGCGAUAGAGACUUGGAACGACAAAAAGCAGAUCGCCAAAAGGGCGAUGACGCUGCCGAGUUAUCUGGCAUACAAUUGUUGAUUCGAAUGUCCAAUAACGAGGAAUUAUUUACCGAUACUUGUGUGGAAUUACAAACUAAAAUGAAUCCGCGCCGGCUUAAAACAUUCCUUUUGCCGGGUAUACAGGGUUCCGGACACAUAUUUAAUCCACUGGCGUCAAAGAUCAAACCUAUCACGAUAGCCUUGCAAUAUGGAAUAACAAAUGCUAAUAUGUCUAUACCAGAAUACGCCGAUCAUCUUUUACGACAUAUUUUACCAACGGCAGAAGAGCAAAGAGGUUUUGCAAUCAUCGGAUAUUCAUUCGGUUCGUUAAUUGCCAUCGAGUUAGCGAGACGAUUAGAAAAACAAGGUUUGAACGGUCGAGUAGUGCUAAUUGACGGUGCUCCUGAGUUAUUGAAAGCGAUGGUAGAGCAAUUUAUUCCAUUCACUACAGAGGAAGAACUUCAAAAUAAUAUCUUGCUUGCUAUUAUGGACAGCAUACAAACAGCCUUAAGUGGAAAUUUACUUUUAGAGCUGGAGAAAUGUACUACCUGGGAAGAGAAGUUAGAUUUAUUACUCUCGCACAUUCCUGACAAUAAAAUGUCGCUUUCGAUCAAAACUCAGAAAGCAUUAUGUACAACUAUGUACAUGCACAUUCUCGCUCUUCGAAGAUAUGACUUGUCGGCCUUGGAACAAAUACGAUCGCCUAUAACACUUUUAAAACCCACGGUACCAUCCAUCAGUAUGACCGAAGAAGAUUAUGGCUUACAUAAGAUCACACGAGACAAGGUGGAAGUGUAUUAUGCUGAAGGCAACCAUGUCACAAUGUUGGACGAUGACAAGGUAGUAAUGGCAAUCAAUGGAGAACCGUUGAUUGAUCCUGAAGAAUUCAAGAAACUUUUAGAAGAAGAUCGGCCGUUCGGGUACGAAGAAACGAAGAAAAAACGCACAAGAGUUUAAAAUACAGCUGAAUUACACCUAAAUAUAAAAGCCUAUAAUAUAUUUAAUUUAAAAAAUAUAUAACAUAUAUAUGUAUAUGUAAUUUUUGUCGAAUUCAGACUAGAACUGUAAAUAUGAUCUGGAUUUGAAUAUUUAAACAAUUAAUGCAUUGAUUUAGCUAUUAUACAAAUGUGAAACUAUUCAUACGAAAUAUCUAUGAUUCAAACAAUUGAAUCUGCAUACAUAAAUUUGUCACUUUGGAUUUAUCCCUUUUUCUUUCCCUCGAUUUCCUAUAAAAAA